AUGAACCGUGAGACUGAAACGGACGGCUCUGAAGAUGUUAAUGACUUCCUCGUGCGCAUCCGGGAGCUGGGCAACAAACGCGACAAGGAAGAUGAAGAGCGUGCUAGGAAGCUAGAGGAAGAGAUUCUACAAGGUCGGAGAGAAAGACAGGCCAGAAGAGCUGAGCGUGUUCGAUCCAUCUCCCCAACAAAAGACUCUCAUAGUCCAUUCGACACCACCCUGGCUGGAAACAUCUGUCAAUCCUCUCCUACAUCUUCAUUAUCUAUUGAUCCGCCCUUGGCACUUCUCCCCUCCACGCAUAUUGAGGAUUCGAAAACCAAACCAGUAGCAGCAGCAGCAGCAGCAAUAAAGGAUCCAGAUAUGACCAAAACAGACAAUUUGGCAGGGAACGCUGCCAGAUCACCAGCCACCUUGCGACCAUCUCCACGACCGCUUUCAUGGAAGCAACGGCCUAAUUCACGAGAUCUUGAUGCUGGUACUGGGGCUUUCUUAAACUUACAAUCUAUUAAAUCCCCUGUUGAAGUUUCACCUGACGUAGAUUCAACCCCAUCCCGAUCUCAUAUCGUGCAGUCCCUGGCUUCGAAGGACCCUGCCUGGUUCCGCCAGACGACUGAUAGAGGAAUUGGGUCUCCUGCAUACAGACGUGCUCAAGAUAGCUCAGUGUCCGAUGUUUCUACGAUGAGUGGGAAUAUUAGACUUCCAGGCUUUGGUAGAGAGUCCACCGUCGAGUCCGGAAAAUUAAUAAACAACGACUUUGCCAGUGAACAUUCCAGGUCUCUGUCCAGAGCUAGCUCUAUAUUUGGCACAAGUGCAGUGGGAAAUAGGUUCUCCAGCGUUUCUUCUGUGUCUACUGCUGGUGGAUUGGGCUCUCCGGUUCCGUUGUCAACCUCUCAAAGACUAGAGUCUCGCGGCUCUUUUACCGCCAAUAACUUCCAGUCAACUGACCGGUUUGAAAUGUCCCCGACCCAAGGCCGCUUUUCUAGUGAUCGGUCCUCUUCUCCAACGAAAGGCUUGGGUGGGUUUGUACAAAGUGCUAUGAUGAAGCGUUCCGAUAGCGUCUCUAAACGAUGGAGUGCUCAAUCAUCUGGGAGACCCAAUGCAACUCCCAAGCCUGGCUAUCCAGCUCCAUCAGCAAGUCUACCCAAGGAAGCAAGCGAUGAAGCUGCUCCAAAGAUUCCAACUUCACGCCCCGGUUCCAUCCAUAGCGAAGCUACUGUCGUCCGCAAUCCCACGAAGGGAGAAUUCGAACCAUCGAAAUCAACCAGUGAUGUUUUCGCGAAAUCUUUGCUCUCCUCCCAGCCGUUGUCACGAUCAAACUCAAUUAGCAAUGCAGGAGACAGAUUUUCAGAUUUGCCAAGCAGUCCUUCUAAGACGAUGGAUCCGAGACGAUGGAGCCCCACCAAGGCUACCUGGCUGGAGAGUGCGUUGAAUAAGCCAGAUUCUCCGAAAUCUAGGCCACAGACUCCCAAUGAGCCUGAAUGGAAGAGAGGCCUAAAUAACCGGCUGCGGCAGAACAGAACAAGUGUCGAUUUGGGCGGCCCAGGUUCUCCAAAACCCCCUUUGCAAAAGGAGAACCAAUUUCCUCUGAAACCUAGUAGCAUCGCUUUCCCGGCUCUGAAGGAAUUUGGAAGUUCGGAGCCCCAUAAUGCGAUAAAAUCGGACUGUCCUAAGCCCAGUAGUGGAGAGCAAGAUUUACAUAUCGACACAGAUGCGAGUCAGCAGCAGGUACCAGAAAAAUCUCUGAAAACGGAGGACGUCAAGUCAGAGUCUGUUUCAUCACCUGGGGAAAGAGCUUGCAAUCCUGCUGCCUCGUCUCCCGCCGGCUCCCAAAAGGGCUUAAGAUCUAUAGGUAAAGCAUCUGUUGAUGGAAUAUCUCCAAAUAUGACACCUUCCACCCCCCCUCUUAAUGACUUCAGAGCAAAUCUACGCCGUCGUGAGCUUGCCAAUGAGACUUCAACAACGGAUGAACCGGAGUUCAAACACGUGUUUGGAAAGCUAAGAAAGACCGAAACGAAGAAUUAUGUUGCUCCUGAUCUGUUAAAGCAUAAUAUUCUGAAGGGUAAAGCUGGUUUGAAUGCAACUGGAGGGCCCAAAAAGGGCCCAAAAGUGGACGAAUUUAGGGAAAGUAUUCUUAAACAGAAAGAGGCAAUGAAAGCUGGUGGAGGGUCGAUUCGUAUGCCAACAAUUGAAGGUAAAGGGCCUAGCUCACCGGACAAUCAAUCACCUGAGAUUCCUGAGGCGAUUGCGAGACAGAGAAACAUGACUAGAUCUGGAAGUAUAAUUAGCAACUCUUCAGGGAGGGAUGUGUCCCCCAAGCUCGCUGAACAACCCAAAAUUAUUAGCUCUUCUAGAGAAUCUAAACCAUCUUCGUUUACCUCUUCAGAUAUUCAGGGCCCUAACAAGAUCUACAGCCCCGCUGCUGUCGCUGAGAUCUCAGCUGCAAUCCCAAAAUCUUCAUUUGUGAAUGGGCUGGAGAGUGCAAAACUUGGUACAGCCAAAUCUUCGCGGAAUGUGUCAUCUGAAGACCUCGCUGAUAAAAGUGCAAAAAAGUUUGACUCUCCGUCACAACAAUCGAUGACGACAAAGUUGCACAGCGAUCAUGGGGUUUCUGAAAAGGAUGCAAAUGCGUCUGGUCCAACUACCACCUCCGCCCAAUGCACCUCGUCAACCAACACACAAGACGGACAACGUGCACAUUCUGGCACUGGGAAGCUUGCGAAUCGGCUGAAUCCCGCCUUGGCAGGCAUUUUAUCCCGCGGGCCGCCUAGUAUCCCCAAUACCACAUCAUCACCGUCAAUGUCAUGGUCACGCACUGAGCCAACUGAGCAUUAUGCGCCUGCAAAGUUGACGCACACCACGAAAUCCCGAGCAAGGGGUCCGAAGAGGAGGCUGCCACAAUCCGCUAAGUCCGAACCUGCGCCACCCAGUAAUGAAGUCAGUGGUCUGGCUAAAGUUGAGCCAUCAUCAUCAUCGCGGCCAGCACCAGAUGCCAAGUUUAGCAAUAAUAUGUUUAAACCAAUCUCUUCUCCCGCUCAACAAGAUCCAAGACCACUGCCCACACGGCUCCCAUCUGAGAAGACCGAGUCGGAUGCGGCUGAAGUCUCUUCUACGCCAACUUCAACGCCAAAUGACGCCCAACGAAGCAAGGACAGACCACCAGUAUCUUCGAAAUCCCCUGAUUUGAGGAAAUUCACGCCUACCAGCAAUGGUCCUACGGCAAGUGAUUUAGGAAGAGAUGCUGUUGAGCCACAGCUGGAGUCACUUUCCUCGAAGCAAUGCGUGGAGACGGAAUCAGUUGCGCUAAAGCCUUUCGCUAGAAGAACUACUUUUAAUGAUAGCUUUAAGUCCGAACGCAAGCCAAGUCCGCCACUCAAGUCUUCUGCGUUUUCGUCACCGGCAACAAUCCCGUUGAAACAAAAGAGUCUUCCCCUCUUCCCACAUGAACAUAUUAGCUCACCACCCGUUACACCCAAACCAUCCAACUCGAAUGCCAGCAACUCUAAGUUACCCUUGACAAGCGCCAAGGCAUCGCCAUUUCCAGAAUCUUCGGAAGCCGCUAAUGUAUUUUCAAGCUUCUUUGACGUCAUGCCUCAGGUCAGUGAUAAGGUUGAGGUUGAUCCGCAGUCAAUAUUGAUGUCGCAACCACAUGUAUAUCCAAAAAUCAAGACUAUAUCGAAGCAAAUUUGGGAGAUUACUGGCGACGGCAAGCGGAAAGACUUGCCUGCUAACCUUGGGUAUAUUCUAUUCGAAGAGAGCAUGUAUGUAUGUGUGCACGUUUUCAAAGAAGCAAACGGUCCGUCAAAUUCCAACACAACACAAGUACUUCUAUGGUGUGGUGACGGGGUAAGUGAGGCGGCCAUCGAGGACGCACAGCUUUUUGCUCGCAAAGUUGCCCGAGAGAAUAGCUGCAAACUUGAGCUUGUACGGCAAGGGAAAGAGGCGCCAAGUUUCAUUCAAGCUCUUGGUGGCAUUAUCAUCACCCGCAGGGGUUCCAGUAGCCGCACUAACUCCUCUGCAAUGUACAUGCUCUGCGGCCGCCGGCAUAUGGGCCAGAUUGCCUUUGAUGAAGUCGACCUGGCUGCAAAGAGUCUAUGCUCCGGCUAUCCAUAUUUAAUCUCAGCCAAGUUCGGCAAACUGUAUCUCUGGCAGGGUCGGGGAAGCACAGCUGAUGAACUUGGCUGCGCUAGACUUAUUGGCAUGGAUCUAGGCUUGACGGGCGAAAUUGAGGAGGUAAUUGAAGGCAAAGAGCCACCGGGAUUCUUCGAGACAUUCCCAGACCCUUUCCAGCCCACAGCAGCUCAAACGGCAGAUCAUUGGAAACUGAAACCCACAAAUGGGAACUACUGCUGCCGGCUCUAUCGCAUUGAUUAUCAAUUGGGGCAAAGAUCUGGCUUUUGGAGUCGUGGGAACUCGUCUCCCGUAACGAGGCCAAAUGAUAUUGUGCAGGAAAUCGAACCGUUCUGCCAACGCGAUCUAGAUCCGAAUCAUAUUCAUAUCUUGGAUACUUUUUUUGAGAUCUUCGUCAUUGUAGGCGAUCGAGCAAAUGCGCGUUCCGCGGAAUUGGCCUCAGCCCUGAUAUUCACCCAAGAGUACAGCAUCAUGGCCGUUUCGCUGCAAGACAGGCCAUUCCUACCUAGAAGCAACGUAGUGAUCCACGGCAUGGCGGAAGAAUGCAAGUGGGCAUUCAGGAAGUGGGACGACCGGGGGAUGCUUCUGCCAGGGAAGACGCCUAGUGUCAUCCCGCUCAGCGCUGCUAUUGAAGCUAUCCGGUGA
Molecule: messenger RNA, 4773 nt
Organism: Paracoccidioides lutzii Pb01
Exons: 3
Coding region: 1-4773 (1590 amino acids)
Biological process (GO): barbed-end actin filament capping; actin filament severing
Molecular function (GO): phosphatidylinositol-4,5-bisphosphate binding; actin filament binding
Source: RefSeq, a predicted model, not a curated record